This is a messenger RNA of Neospora caninum, 867 nucleotides long. RefSeq lists its product as uncharacterized. Bases 1 to 867 code for a protein of 288 amino acids. The transcript has 8 exons. Lineage: Eukaryota; Apicomplexa; Conoidasida; Eucoccidiorida; Sarcocystidae. Gene Ontology annotation, molecular function: protein binding. The record is from RefSeq and is a predicted model, not a curated record.
AUGGGAAAUUUUUCUCUGUUCUUCGUUGUUGGAGUUCUGGUGUGUUCGUUUGGCACACCAGCGUCUGCCUCAGCCGAAAUGAAAGCAUGUCCCUGUCCGCGCAAUCUUGAUUUAAAUUGCGGUGUCGAUAAAAAAACGUAUUCCAACCACUGCGUCCGAGACUGCCAAGGUGUCGCCCUGUGGCACGCCGGGCCCUGCACUGACUCAGAGGGUGUCCCGUCGGGCGUGGAGCCACCGGAGGAAGCACUGGAGAAAUCUCAACCUGAAACGGCCGAUACACGUCAACAGUCAGGUUCAUCACCAGCGGCGACGGAGGGCUUUGGACAAACGGAUGCCCCAAGGAAGCCUAAGAGAGUCGGUUUGUUGCAUGAUGGUCCUUGUAAGGAAGGUAAGAUGCCCCCUACUCAUAUCUACUGGAUUAGAGAAGGCAUGUCCUGCAAUACGCAGUCUUCGCCACUGUCUGGCGAUGAUGAGGCCGAUGCUCCGCAAGAGGCGCAACCAACAAGGGAAGUGUGUGCCUGUCCCCUGAACUUGAUGCUAAACUGUGGCGACGACAACAUAACGUAUGCCAACCAUUGCCUUCGAGCGUGCAAGGGAGUCACACUAAAGCACGAGGGCCCAUGUGAAGGCGACGAACACAUGCAGCGGCCUAUACCCAGAGGUGACGAUGCGAAUGACGCGGCGGAACGCGCAGUGAAAAAUCUGAAAGACUGCGCUUGCCCCUUGAUCCUAAUGCCAACCUGCGGUACGGAUCGGAUGACUUACUCGAACAACUGCACCCGAGAGUGCGCUGGCGUCCCCCUGCUGCACGAUGGCCCCUGCGACGACGAAGAUGAUGAAGGCGCUGAGGAUGAAGAAGAUUCGUAG